Cynocephalus volans (Philippine flying lemur) is the source of this 3151-nucleotide messenger RNA. RefSeq names its product pre-mRNA splicing tri-snRNP complex factor PRPF4 (gene PRPF4). Gene Ontology annotation, molecular function: U4 snRNA binding; U6 snRNA binding; protein binding. The transcript has 14 exons. The record is from RefSeq and is a predicted model, not a curated record. Gene Ontology annotation, cellular component: U4/U6 x U5 tri-snRNP complex. Gene Ontology annotation, biological process: mRNA splicing, via spliceosome. Lineage: Eukaryota; Metazoa; Chordata; Mammalia; Dermoptera; Cynocephalidae. The coding region runs from base 48 to 1664 and encodes 538 amino acids.
ACGUAGAUUACCGCUUUCGCUGGCGCUUCACGGCUCCGGUACCCAGCAUGGCUUCCUCUCGAACCUCCUCCACGGUACAGAGCUCGGGAUCUCAGCUCACUGCGGCAGGGAGCGCGGAGUGGCAGGCGACCAAAACUAAAGCACCUGAUGACUUAGUUGCUCCUGUUGUGAAGAAACCACACAUCUACUAUGGAAGUUUGGAAGAGAAGGAGAGGGAGCGUCUGGCCAAAGGAGAGUCUGGGAUUUUGGGAAAAGAAGGACUUAAAGCAGGAAUCGAAGCAGGAAAUAUUAAUAUAACCUCGGGAGAAGUGUUUGAAAUUGAAGAACACAUCAGUGAGCGACAGGCGGAAGUAUUGGCUGAGUUUGAAAGAAGGAAGCGAGCCCGGCAAAUCAAUGUUUCCACCGAUGACUCAGAGGUCAAGGCUUGCCUUAGAGCCUUGGGGGAACCUAUCACACUUUUUGGAGAGGGCCCUGCGGAAAGAAGAGAAAGGUUAAGAAAUAUCCUCUCAGUGGUCGGUACUGAUGCCUUAAAAAAGACCAAAAAAGAUGAUGAGAAAUCUAAGAAGUCCAAAGAAGAGUAUCAGCAAACCUGGUAUCAUGAAGGACCAAACAGCCUGAAGGUGGCUAGACUAUGGAUUGCUAAUUAUUCACUGCCCAGGGCAAUGAAACGCUUAGAAGAGGCCCGUCUCCAUAAAGAGAUUCCUGAGACAACUAGGACUUCCCAGAUGCAAGAGCUACACAAAUCUCUCCGGUCUUUGAAUAAUUUCUGCAGUCAGAUUGGGGAUGAUCGGCCUAUCUCCUACUGUCACUUUAGUCCUAAUUCCAAAAUGCUGGCCACAGCUUGUUGGAGUGGGCUUUGCAAGCUCUGGUCUGUUCCUGAUUGCAACCUCCUUCACACUCUUCGAGGCCAUAACACAAAUGUAGGAGCAAUUGUAUUCCACCCCAAAUCCACUGUCUCCUUGGACCAAAAAGAUGUCAACCUGGCUUCUUGUGCUGCUGAUGGUUCUGUGAAGCUUUGGAGCCUUGACAGUGAUGAACCUGUGGCAGAUAUUGAAGGCCAUACAGUGCGUGUGGCUCGGGUAAUGUGGCAUCCAUCAGGACGUUUCCUAGGCACCACCUGCUAUGACCGUUCAUGGCGCUUAUGGGAUUUGGAAGCUCAAGAGGAGAUUCUGCAUCAGGAAGGCCACAGCAUGGGUGUGUAUGACAUUGCCUUCCAUCAAGAUGGCUCUUUGGCUGGCACUGGGGGACUGGAUGCAUUUGGUCGAGUUUGGGACCUACGCACAGGACGUUGUAUCAUGUUCCUAGAAGGCCACCUGAAGGAAAUCUAUGGAAUAAAUUUCUCUCCCAAUGGAUACCACAUUGCAACUGGCAGUGGCGACAACACCUGCAAAGUGUGGGAUCUCCGGCAGCGGCGUUGCAUCUACACCAUCCCUGCCCAUCAGAACUUAGUGACUGGUGUCAAGUUUGAGCCUAUCCAUGGGGACUUCUUGCUCACUGGUGCCUAUGAUAACACAGCCAAGAUAUGGACCCACCCAGGCUGGUCUCCACUGAAGACUCUGGCUGGCCACGAAGGCAAAGUGAUGGGCCUAGACAUUUCUUCCGAUGGGCAGCUCAUAGCCACUUGCUCAUAUGACAGGACCUUUAAGCUCUGGAUGGCCGAAUAGGCAAGACCACAGAAAAAGGACUCAAACCACAGGCUCUCCCUUAGGAGCCAUUUUCCUCAAAAGAAAAGAAUUGAUGUGUUUUGUUCUAUCAUGUUUUCUGCCAAUUACUAUGUAUAGACAGACCCUCAAUAAAAUUGGAUUUCCAUGACAGCCCACACUCCAGGCAGGCAGCCGGCACAGUCCCUAGGUGAUGGUGAACUCCUUUCACAGUUGAAAUUUUAAUUCUCAUCUUCAGGCCCUGCCACGAACAGCGUAGACAUCGUUUUUAUUAACCUUGGUUUGAACGCCCUGUAGCCUCCCUCACAACACUCAGGAUUCUGACUGACUCCAUUUUUAAUUCCUGAAACUUGACUUUCCAUAACAUGGUACAUGCUUCAGGACUACAUGUGACCCAGAGAGCAAGGUGGCUGGACUAUACUCUGGAAACCCUUGAGUAGAGGCACAACUCACUGUGCAUUGGUUAAAUGGUGCCUGACAGCGAGCACCUUUACUCUCCCUUGAGAAUGGGAGGUGAGACAGCAGACCACAGCUAUCCUGAUCGUUAUGUAUGUGGUGAAGAUUUUACCUCUUCCUGUUGCAUUCACUUGGAAUGCUAAUUGCAUCAGGAAGCUCAGAACUGAAUAUUUGCCUUGUCAGAAAAUGUCUUCCAAUUUACUUCAAAAUUUGGCAUCCUUCAUGUUACCCUAAAGCAAGGCCAUUGUGUCAGGAUUCAAAGAAAUUUUUAGAAAGCAAACGUCUCUAUUAUACAGCCUCCUUUGUGUUGGUUAGUUAAAGGAUGUACUUCAUGUAUUAAAGGCUACUUUAUGUCGAAGUAACUGGGAAAAGGUUCUUAAUGGGUAUUUCUAAACAUAAACCUUUUCUUUAUUACACACUUGCUAAGAGUAAAAACUAUCCUUUAAAGAAUAUUUCCUUUUUUAUUUAUUUAAGAAUUAUUUUCUAUAGUUAAGCAUUUUCUGAAUCCCAGUCAUUGGUCCAUAGAGGUCCCUUUUAUAGGUUUGGGAUAUAACAUUAUCCCAAAAAUGGAUUACUCCAAUUUCUGUCUCCUUAAUAAGCACGCUGUUAAAUUUUUUUAAAAAUAUUCCCAAGGUCAAGGAUUUGUAUCUCUGUACUGGCCAGCUGCAAAAAAAUAAAUAAGUGCUCUUUGCGUUGUGGACCAGACUACCAAUGAGCUGUAUCUGGGCUCUGUAAUUCUUAUUUAUCAGUCAUGCAGCAAUUCCUUCACCUCUUUCCACCCGAAAUAUACAGCCUCUGAACUCUGAAGUUGCAUAGUAAAUUAACUCAAAGAUAUAGGAAUUUGGAAGAGGAAAGGAUUGCGUGUAGAAAAUUAAAGCAGGAUUUAUACGGUGACCUCCCCUUUUCAUUUGCUGUUCCAGAGAGGUUGAGAAUGGGUUUGUCUGCUUCUGUUCUGCCAACUAUGAAUGUGUGAUUCAUAGCUAUACUGUCUUAAAUGUGAGUCCAAUUAUAACUAAGUAGUUGCAAUUCCUAUG